UCAUGGAAAUACCUAAUAGUCUGUGUUGUGUCGCAACUACACCCGAAGAAAAUGAUUGCCUUCUGGUACUCCGUUGCCUUCCUCGCAUGUGUUGACUUCGGUCACGUGAUAUUUGUGCCAAGGCGUUACAGCUGUCACUUGGGCAUCACGGGGGCCACGAUGUUGAUGCAGAUCCCGCUACUUCUAGCUUGCCUCUUCACUUGGGAAUGUGUUAGAAGCCAGAACGAUCAGAUUGCCUGGAAUGCAUCACAAAGGGACAAGGGUUUCUUCCUCAUGAAACGAUCUGUCUUUUACAAGGAUGAAAAUAAAUGUGUCUACCUGAUCAAGAGACGCAUAAUAAGCCACAGACAAAAGAUUGAAGCGCAUUACGGUUUCUGGAACGGAGACCACUACUCAGAAGAGCCCUGCGUCAUGCAAGCCCCUCCUGGGGGCAAUGGAACUGUUGUGUACGUUUCAUCACCCAUACUUGGCGGGGAAGAGUGCAUGAUGUGGACGCCAGUAGAGUUCGCAAAUGAUACUUUGGCAGACUGGGAGCAGAACUACAAGAACCUGAACUGCACGACAGAAGAAGAGCCCUAUAAGGAUGGCAUGAAAGAAAAGGGUUGUUGCCCCUUACCAGUCGUAUGCGCUUCGUAA
Molecule: messenger RNA, 636 nt
Organism: Ornithodoros turicata
Lineage: Eukaryota; Metazoa; Arthropoda; Arachnida; Ixodida; Argasidae
Exons: 5
Coding region: 52-636 (194 amino acids)
Source: RefSeq, a predicted model, not a curated record